Messenger RNA from Dacryopinax primogenitus, 834 nucleotides. RefSeq lists its product as uncharacterized. The transcript has 5 exons. Lineage: Eukaryota; Fungi; Basidiomycota; Dacrymycetes; Dacrymycetales; Dacrymycetaceae. Bases 113 to 649 code for a protein of 178 amino acids. The record is from RefSeq and is a predicted model, not a curated record.
UGUCACUCCUUCUCCCUUCCCUUCCCCUUGUCACUCCCCUUGGAGCUUUCAUCGUCGACCACUCUUUAUCGACCAUUUACAGUACAUAACAGUACUCAGUAAAAACCCAACUAUGUUCGCUCGCCAGGUUUUGUUCUUUUCUGCAACGGCUGCCGCGGUUUUCGCUCAGCUUACUAUCACUAGUCCUUCGUCCAGCAUUUGGUGGAUCUCCAAAGAAGCCGGCAACCUCGCUUGGACAUGCAAUACCGCACCUUCGACUGAGACGACUUGGACGGUUAUGAUCACCAACCCUAACACGCAGUUGUUGACAGACGAGUUGGCUAUCAUCGCUGAACAACCGAACUACGACUGCUCAGUGCUCUACACUCCCACCCUCAACGCCGGCACAGGCUACCAGAUCAUCUUCGUCAAUCCGAUCAACACGACCGAGAUCUGGGCUUCUAGCGAUGUGUUCGAGAUCAAGCCCCAAGGCAGCGCGUACGCUGUGACCUCUUUGUCCGCUAGUGGGAGCGGCACGGGCACUCCCACCGCUGGAGGAGCAGCACCUUCCGGCAGCUCGGGGGCGACAACGUCCAGCGCAGAAGACGUCCGUGUUGGGUUCGCAGGGUUUGCUCUUGCUGCCCUUGGGGGUAUUUGGACUUUGCUGUGAAUAUGAGUAUUCGCUGUGGUGGGUGUUGGUGUUGGUGUGUGGGAAGGAGAGGGGACUGUAAUGGACUUCUGGAGUAUUUGUUGUUUUCACUGCUCUGCUCUGUCCUGUGACGCUCUUUUUUUUCCAUGUUCGAUCGCUUUAAUGGUUUAUUCGCUCGCUCUUUGCCAAGGACAUUGUUCAUCCUU